Molecule: messenger RNA, 3290 nt
Organism: Etheostoma cragini (Arkansas darter)
Lineage: Eukaryota; Metazoa; Chordata; Actinopteri; Perciformes; Percidae
Gene: tbx2b
Product: T-box transcription factor 2b
Exons: 8
Coding region: 695-2746 (683 amino acids)
Biological process (GO): positive regulation of DNA-templated transcription; cell fate specification; regulation of transcription by RNA polymerase II
Cellular component (GO): nucleus
Molecular function (GO): DNA-binding transcription factor activity, RNA polymerase II-specific; RNA polymerase II cis-regulatory region sequence-specific DNA binding
Source: RefSeq, a predicted model, not a curated record
AGGAUUAUCACUUUCCUUUUGUUUAAGUUUUUGUCGAAGUGACGCCUGUGGCUUACAACACGGUCCUUCCUGCCCGGAGAGAGCAGCUGUUUAUCCAAAAAGAAGAAGAAAAAAAAAGAAAUCACAUCUGACACCGAGUCAUGACCGGGACUGAGAAGUGGAGCGGAGCCGCAGAUGAGGCUGUUGAGGGGGCCGGGGGGGUUCGCACAUGCACGACUUCAGGAGUCUGGCCGAAGCUGUCAGAACCACGCCUAUAGGGGCCCACAAUUGGUCCAGAAAGCGUAAAAUCAGCAAUCAAAGGGGCUUGGUUCAUUAGUGUUGGGGAUGGAGGCAGGAAGGACAUGUGAGAUAGUCACAGAUCUGCAGUGAACGGGGCCACAUCUCUCCAGUCAGUGUGGGAUGACUGAAGCAGAGAAACAGCUUAUUUCUCUGAGAGCCACACAGCGCAGCCGGGCUCUGCCGUCACAGCGCCGCUUCUCCUGAAGGACUCGGCGAAGGAACCAAAGGAAAGGCACAUCAACAGCAACUCUGGGCUAUUUUCUUCAGCCUGGUAACGCGCCGUGUGUUUGACAAGGCACCGUACUGUUCUGUGCAGCUUUACAGAAAUAAACUCGCGAAGCGCGGACCUACACUGGGUGGGGGGAAAUACCACUAAAAUAACCAUUAUUUCACUUCGGAUUUUGUGGAUGCACCGAUGAGAGAUCCAGUUUUCACAGGGACUGCAAUGGCUUAUCACCCUUUUCACGCUCACCGGCCGACCGACUUCCCCAUGUCCGCUUUUCUAGCGGCCGCGCAGCCUUCCUUCUUCCCGGCGCUCAGCCUGCCUCCCGGGGCACUCACCAAGCCCAUUACGGACCACGGCCUGGCCGGGGCGGCGGAGGCUGGGCUCCACCCGGCCCUCAGCCACCAUCAGGCGGCUCAUCUCCGCAGCAUGAAGAGCUUGGAGCCCGAGGAGGAAGUGGACGACGACCCAAAAGUUACACUGGAAGCCAAGGAUCUUUGGGACCAGUUUCAUAAACUCGGAACGGAGAUGGUUAUUACCAAGUCCGGAAGGAGGAUGUUCCCUCCGUUCAAAGUGCGAAUAAAUGGACUCGAUAAAAAAGCCAAAUACAUCCUGUUGAUGGACAUUGUGGCGGCGGACGACUGCCGCUACAAGUUCCACAACUCCCGCUGGAUGGUGGCGGGCAAGGCCGACCCGGAGAUGCCCAAGAGGAUGUAUAUCCACCCGGACAGCCCGGCCACCGGCGAGCAGUGGAUGGCCAAGCCUGUUGCUUUUCAUAAACUCAAGCUGACCAACAACAUUUCAGACAAACACGGAUUUGUCCAGACCAUCUUGAACUCAAUGCACAAGUACCAGCCCAGGUUCCACAUAGUGCGGGCCAACGACAUCCUGAAGCUCCCUUACAGCACCUUCAGGACCUACGUCUUCCCGGAGACCGAGUUCGUGGCUGUGACAGCAUAUCAGAACGACAAGAUAACGCAGCUGAAGAUUGACAACAACCCUUUUGCCAAAGGAUUCAGAGACACAGGGAACGGAAGGAGAGAGAAAAGGAAACAGCUAACCAUGCCGUCGCUGCGGAUGUAUGAGGACCAAUGCAAGGCGGACCGGGAAGGCGCGGACUCAGACGCCUCGUCCAGUGAGCCAGCGACCGGCAGGGACGCCGUCCACUCCCCGCUGGGAGCCGACACCAGCCCGCUGAGGUUCAGCAGGCCCAGUCGAGAUGAUAAAACGUGCACUGACAGCGAGCAGGAGCUGGAGCAUCAUGACGAGCGCUGCACUGGCUCCAACAGCCCGGGACCUGAACCUGUGUCCCCCUACAGCUCCAGGUGUGAGGAGCGCAUCAGGGACAGGCCUAGCACAGAAAAAAAGGAUGACUCUUUAUUCAGUAUAAGAAACCUUGAGAAGGACAAAGCGGAGGGCAGGCACAGGAAGGACACCACGGAAGUGUUGACAAAGGACUUAGAGGCCGGAGGCAUUAGUGCCACUAAGGAGGCCUUCUCCCCUCUCAUGGUCCAGACCGAGAGCCCCUCGCACUUCAGCCCAGGCCACUUACAAAGCCUGGCUCUGUCUGGCUUGCACAGUCAGCAGUUCUUUAACCCUCUGGGCGCCGGAUCACCGCUGUUGUUUCACCCCGGGCAGUUUGCCAUGGCCCCUGGAGCCUUUUCUGCGAUGGGCAUGGGACAUCUAUUGGCCUCUGUGAGUGGUUUGGAAAAUGGCAGCCUCUCCACCCAGGGCACAGGAGGAACGCCCAACCCCUUUCCCUUCCACCUGUCCCAGCACAUGCUCGCCUCUCAGGGCAUCCCCAUGCCUCCAUUUGGAGGUCUGUUCCCAUACCCCUACACCUACAUGGCAGCGGCUGCAGCAGCGGCCUCGGCCUCAACCCUCCCAGCCACCAGCACCGCUAGCCCACUCUCCAGGAACCCAUUCCUGAGUGUGUCACGUCCCCGGCUACGCUUUAACCCCUACCAGCUCCCAGUGUCGCUGCCUCAGAGCUCCAGCCUGCUCUCCGCUGGCCUGCAAGGCAGCCUCAACCCAGGCUCAGAAUCCUCCAAACCAGGCAGCAGGGAGACCAGCCCGGCCCCGGAGCACCACAGCAACCAUAAGACAGGUGGGUUGAGCGGGAGGGCCGCAUCUCCCAAAACCUCCGUGAAGGACUCAGUGAAUGAGCUGCAAAGCAUUCAGAGACUGGUGAGUGGCCUGGAGGGCAAGCGGGAGCCCUCCCCGAGUGGAGACUCUCCCAAGUGAUGAAGACUCUCUGUUUGGGAUGAACACUUGGCUUAAAUACCAGAGGACUAUGAGUGCAAAUGUCCUGUACAGCACAUUAGGGAGACUGGGAUGAGGAUUGAUCGAUAUGGGUCGGUGAAAGCCAAUAGCUGGUAUUUUUUGGAACAAAGCUGCAGAUAGACACACACUUAGUUCAUUUAAUUCAAUUUGAAAUUGUUGAAAUUCACAUGCAUUGAGGUUUUCACUCCAGAGCUGACCUGACCUGAGGAAGGCCUGUCAGACGACAUGUCGACUAUCAUCAGACACCAAAGCUCUCUGCUGAAUCCCAGGUUUAGCAGCUCUUGAAGGCAAGCUGACCCCCAUAGAAACUCUGGGGUAGUUUGGAUACAUUGAUAAAUUAAAAAAACAAAAACAAUAUUCAAAAAAACUAUAUUUAAAACUAACAAUGAAGUUAUAUAUAUAGCCUACAUGGAAACACUUUUUAGACAAGGAAACACUAAAAUAAUGAUAAAAUUGAAGAAAAAAAUAUGACCACUUCAGGCCUGUCACUGAUCAAUUCCACUAC